Sphenostylis stenocarpa is the source of this 351-nucleotide messenger RNA. NCBI's taxonomy places the organism in Eukaryota, Viridiplantae, Streptophyta, Magnoliopsida, Fabales, Fabaceae. The record is from the annotation of a GenBank genome assembly.
AUGAGAUAUGGAGGACUUUAUCAUGUGUUCUAUCAAUACAAUUCUAAAGGUGUUAUUUGGGGAAAUAUUGUGUGGAUACAUUUAGUGUCCAACGAUCUCAUGAAUUGGACACCACUAGAUCUUGUCAUCUUCCCUUCUCAACCGUCGGAUAUAAAUGAUUGUUGGUCAGGAUCAGCUACACUUCUUCCUGGGAACAAACCAGCCAUUUUGUACACAGGAAUUGACUCCAUGAAUCGCCAAGUUCAAAACUUGGCCCAACCCAAAAAUUUGUCUGACCCAUUUCUUAUUGAUUGGGUUAAGCUCCCUCAAAACCCUCUAAUGGUACCACCAGUAUUUCUUGGUAAAAGAUGA